UAUGGGAUAUUAGGUUGGUUGCACUGUAGGACUGGGAAUCGUUGGCAUAUUUUUAUUUUUUGGGGAAAUUAGAUAUGUUCCUCAUACUUUAUCAGUAGUUGGUUUUAAUUAAAACGCUAGUAAUCAUAGCUUGUCUCUGUAUAUAAAAAAAGAUAUUUGGGCAUUAAUGUUGCGGAAAAACUCAAAGUAGCAAGCGUGGAUAACUUUUAGCUAAGUCUUUGCGACACCCCUUCAAGUAGCAGGCUAACAUUUAGCUACCCACAGUUAAAAAAAACAAAAAAACAUUACCGGGUAGCGAGCCAAAUUCACUCUGCGUCACGUAGCUAGCUAGUAAGCUCGCACGCUUUUAGCUAACGUCUAACGUUAACAUUUUAUAUAGUGUGACAAAGGGAUGAAUCAUAAAAGUAAGAAGAGAAUCAAAGAAGCUAAAAGAAGCGCGAGACCUGAACUGAAGGAUUCACUAGACUGGACGAAACAUGACUACUCCGAACAUUUUGAUUUGUCACAUCGGACAGUGAAGGACAAUGUUGAGCGUGUGGAUUCCCUGCAGCUGAGCCCAGAGGAUUUUAUACACCGCUUUGAGAAACCGUACAAGCCCGUGGUUCUGCUGAACUGCCAGAGCACCUGGCCUGCCCGUGAGAAAUGGACACUGGAGCGCCUGAAACGCAAGUACCGCAACCAGAAGUUCAAGUGUGGCGAGGAUAACGAUGGUUACUCUGUGAAGAUGAAGAUGAAGUACUACGUGGACUACUUGGAGUCCACCCGGGAUGACAGCCCCCUCUAUAUCUUUGACAGUAGCUAUGGCGAGCACGCCAAGCGUAGAAAAUUGCUGGAGGACUAUGAAGUGCCCGUCUUCUUCCGUGAUGACCUCUUUCAGUUUGCCGGGGAAAAGCGCCGACCUCCAUACAGGUGGUUUGUUAUGGGACCUGCCCGCUCUGGCACUGGAAUACACAUUGACCCUCUUGGCACCAGUGCAUGGAAUGCCCUGGUAGACGGGCACAAGCGCUGGUGCCUUUUCCCCACGCAUACCCCCCGUGAGCUCAUCAAGGUCACCCGGGAUGAUGGAGGCAACCAGCAGGAUGAGGCCAUCACCUGGUUCACUGUGAUCUAUCCCCGCACACAGCAGCCUGCCUGGCCCGCCGAGUUCAGACCACUGGAGAUUCUGCAGAAGCCUGGGGAGACGGUCUUCAUUCCGGGUGGCUGGUGGCACGUGGUUCUGAAUCUGGACAUCACCAUUGCAGUGACUCAGAAUUUUGCCAGCACAAGCAACUUCCCCAUUGUAUGGCACAAAACUGUGCGUGGUCGGCCAAAGCUGUCCAGGAAGUGGUACCGCAUCCUGAAGCAGGAGCGGCCAGAACUUGCAGCAUUGGCUGAUGCAGUGGACUUGCAGGAAUCAACUGGGAUUGCCUCUGAUAGUUCUAGCGACUCUUCAUCCUCCUCCUCUUCAAGCUCAUCAGAUUCAGAUUCUGAGUGUGAGUCUGGCUCCGAGGGAGAUCCCAUGUCGCAUCGCAGAAAGAAGAGACGCACCUGCAGCAUGAUGGGAAAUGGUGACACCACCACUCAGGAUGACUGUGUGAGCAAAGAGCGCAGCUCCUCGCGGUGACGCGGCUAACGGAAGCUGCACAGAAGAGCGUUCAGCGGAGACUACCCAAGAAGAGGCCGUGUUCUGUCCAUGACAAGGGAGGUGCCAGGGACUACAUCUGAGACUACCACAAUUGUGCAUCUGUAUUUGGAAGUAAAAUGGCUGACUCCUAACCUCUAUUUAACAAUGUGCUCUUAAAGUCCCUACUUAGAGUGAUAGAGUGACAGCAGCAUGCAAGGCUUAGUGGCUUUUACAAAGCUGUUUUAACGUGUUUGUUUCUCCUUGGGUGAGUGGAUAUUUGGGAAAUUGACAAUGGCCCUCUGUUGCCCUGUUAUCACAGAAUGUGGGGGAAAUGAGCCAAACAGUCCCAUGGAGCAAGGGGGGGCUCUUCAGCAGUGCCAGUAUCUUGUGUUGUAAAAGGAGAUGUUUGUAGGAACAGGGUUCUGUCAAUGGUUACCUUUAGAAAUUGAACUAUGAUUCCGUGAGUGGAACAGUUUUAUGUUUGGUGUUUAUGGCUCACUACCUGGAUGUUUGGGGAGAAGGUGGAAAUUCUGGCAGUUGGGCUAUGGCAAUCCUUGAAAAUGUGAUCUGAAUAUCAUAACAUGAGUAAACGCAGUUGUGCUCAAACAAGUUAAUAAAAUGAAUAAAUGUUUUUUUUUUUUUUUUUUUGGUUUUGUUUUUAUCCAGAUAUUAAAUACUGUACUUUUGGGCAGAUUUUUGGUUUGGGCUCUUUUGGUUCAAAUGUAUUGAUCAGUAUAACAAUAGAACAAACGGUUGUGAUGUCAAAGGAAAAAAGAGGCUGGUUAUACGAUUGGCCAAGUAUCAACAUGGGUCUUGUUUUUUUUAGGAGAGGUAAGGAUCUUUAUCACUGAAAAAUCCCAAAAAAUUCUAGCUUGGACAAAAAGUUGAAUGUCUACAGUUCUGGCACAAAUUAUGGAGACUACAUUUAUAAACUGAUUUUAACUAUUAAUACAAUGUUUUGCAACACUUUCUAUUUUUGCCAUAAUAUAUUAAUGUGUAAUGUAAUAUCAAUAUAAAUCAAUAAAUAAUUGGCAUUUGUGUUAAACAAGUAAUCUUCAUUACACCUUUCCUAUUAGUUCAUAUCUUCAUAUUUGAACAGUCUAAAGUAAUAAUAUAAUUCUAUAAUCAGCUUGCACAUAUUUCUUUGACCAGCAAAGAGAACCCUUUUUCUUUCUUUUUUCUUUUUUCUUCCUCCCCCUCCCGUCUCUUUUUCUGUAUAUUUUAUUUCUGUAUAUUUUAUUUAAAAUUACUCAUGGUCUCACAAUCUCUUUACCACUUGUGCUCAACUUCUUUAAACACAGACUUUCCAUAAUUUGUGUCAGUGCUGUGUUGCAUCUAGGAAUCAGGGUAACUUGGAUUCAUUGGACAAUAUCUCACAUUUUUACACAAUCUCCUUUAUAUUUUUAUUGGUUUGGUUGUACUUUGAAUAUCAUUGGAUGACAAAACAAACGGGGAAAAAGUGGCAGGGUAGACAUUUUAGGUGAGUAAACUACAUGUCAGAGGCUGCUAAUUUAUUUUUAAUGGCUGCUUUUUUUUUUUUUUUUCAUUCAGGACUUUGUGUAAAUACAUUGCAGAUUUGGACUUUUAGAUGCUGGUUUAUGGAAUAAAAUCUAAUGCUCUGGUAUGUGUAUGUAUGACAAAAGUUAGUAAUCUGGUUUGUAAACAAAGACAGUCAAAUAGAAAAUAAUCUCAAAGACCGGGAAGUACCUAAAGCGUGGAAUUAAACACCUUAUGCCUCCAUAGAAGCUAGUAAAUGAAGAUAUUAAUACGACUAAAAUGAAAUCAAGUUGGAUCUCUCAGCAAGGGGUUUCUGUCCGCUCUGUUGAAAUGGUUCAACAAACAUUGAGUAUUGUUGCCACAUUGAGUUUCUAUUGUAACACCUGAAGAUUAUAUGUGCAGUGCAAUUGUCGGUUGAGAAAUAAAAUCUUAAAUUCAAACACUUUAUAAAUUAUGGCAGCCUAAACUGCAGUUUUCAAUAAAUAUAUUUUUAUGUAUAUGUUCAGUUUUCAUUUAUUUAUGGUGGUUGUUUUUUGGUGUCUUUACCAACUCUGGACAGAACUGUUGUAUGUCUGUAACCAAUAUAGUCUAUUUUAACCAGGAGACUGGAAAGAAUGUAUGUUGACACUUUUUAAUAAAAUCAUUACAGAAACAAUCA
Messenger RNA from Conger conger (European conger), 3758 nucleotides. RefSeq names its product jumonji domain containing 6, arginine demethylase and lysine hydroxylase (gene jmjd6). Gene Ontology annotation, cellular component: nucleus; cytoplasm. Gene Ontology annotation, molecular function: histone H4R3 demethylase activity; P-TEFb complex binding. The record is from RefSeq and is a predicted model, not a curated record. NCBI's taxonomy places the organism in Eukaryota, Metazoa, Chordata, Actinopteri, Anguilliformes, Congridae. Gene Ontology annotation, biological process: phagocytosis. The transcript has 6 exons. Bases 392 to 1603 code for a protein of 403 amino acids.